Messenger RNA from Trichosurus vulpecula (common brushtail), 6053 nucleotides. RefSeq names its product coiled-coil domain containing 149 (gene CCDC149). The record is from RefSeq and is a predicted model, not a curated record. The coding region runs from base 11 to 1663 and encodes 550 amino acids. The transcript is spliced from 13 exons. NCBI's taxonomy places the organism in Eukaryota, Metazoa, Chordata, Mammalia, Diprotodontia, Phalangeridae.
UGCUUCACGCAUGGAUGAGGCCAUGAAUUUCAAUCGGACCGAGAGCGACUGGCAGGGGCUGGUGAGCGAGUACCUGGUGUGCAAAAGGAAACUAGAAAGUAAAAAGGAGGCUUUACUGAUCCUUUCCAAGGAGUUGGAUACGUGUCAACAGGAGAGAGACCAAUACAAACUCAUGGCCAAUCAGCUUCGGGAGCGGCACCAAUCUCUGAAAAAGAAAUACCGAGAGCUGAUUGAUGGAGACCCAUCAAUUCCACCUGAAAGGAGGAAACAGGCUAAUCUUGCACAACUAUUGAGUGAUUCUCGGGACCGAAAUAAACAUCUGGGAGAAGAAAUUAAAGAACUUCAGCAGAGACUUGGAGAAAUACAGGGGGACAAUAAGCUCCUAAGGAUGACGAUAGCAAAACAGAGACUAGGUGAUGAAGAAAUUGGGGUCCGCCAUUUUGCAGCCCAUGAACGGGAAGACCUCGUUCAGCAGCUGGAGAGAGCUCGGGAACAAAUUGAAUCCCUGGAACAUGACCUACAGGCCUCUGUGGAUGAGCUACAGGACAUCAAAGAGGAGCGCUCUUCCUAUCAGGAUAAAGUGGACAGGCUAAACCAAGAGCUCAAUCAUAUCCUGGGCGGCCAUGAAAACCGCAUCAUUGAUGUGGAUGCCCUCUGCAUGGAGAACCGAUACCUCCAAGAGAGAUUAAAGCAGCUUCAUGAAGAGGUCAGCCUACUUAAAUCUAAUAUUGCCAAAUAUAAGAAUGCCCUCGAGAGACGGAAAAACUCCAAAGGCCAGGGAAGGUCCAGCAACAGCAGCAGCAGCAGCAGUGCCCUGACUGGAGUCCUGUCUGCAAAGCAAGUUCAAGAUUUAUUAUCUGAGGAUCAUGGAUGUAGUCUUCCAGCAACACCACAGUCCAUUUCGGAUCUGAAAUCUCUAGCUACAGCCCUGUUAGAGACAAUCCAUGAGAAAAACAUGGUCAUUCAGCACCAAAGACAGACCAACAAAAUCCUAGGUAACCGAGUGGCAGAGCUGGAGAAAAAAUUGAGAACUUUGGAAGUCUCGGGUUUGUGGAGUCUCCCAGGCCUGAGCUACAAUGUUUCAGUGGGAUUCAGGAGAGGCAAGGACACCAUAACUUUCAACGAUUCCACUCUUCCAGUCAUACAGAGGUCAAGAUCCCCAUUGCUGAAAUUCAUAGAUCAGCGAGAAGAAAACAAAACCUACACUAAGGAUGGGGAGCAGAAGCAAAGAGAUGAAAGUUCUUCUGUUACUGUGGCAUUGACAGCUCCUGAGGAGGCUGCAGCCCAGCUCUCUGACAAUUCCCCAGCCAAGCCCAAGUACGGGAACCAACGCAAGCACUUUCAUCCCUCAUUACCCCAGUUACCUUCUGAGGAAGAAGAAAUAAACAGGCUUGGAAGUGAAAUAAUUAAACUGACAGAGGAACAGGCAGCUGAGGAACUGGAAGGGACCAGAAAAGGGAGUUCCCAGGAGGGCCCAAGGAAAGGGACAGGCCCAUCCCAGAUCAGAGGGACAUCCAAGGUAGAGUCUCCUUUGUCUAGCCCUGAUCCCUUUGGUUCCAGUGAGUCCUUGGGCUUGGGGAAGGAACAAGCCACGGAAGGCUGUGACCUGGAAGAGGAGAAAGGUGUCCCAGAGGGGAGCUGCUCAGGCAUUGUGAAGACAUGACGGAUAAAGGGAUUGGAAAUUGUAACACAUGGAAGGCGCUAGGGACGACAAGAAUUAAGCCACAGAACAACACAUUAGAAUUAACUCUCUCCUCAAAUGCUCCCAAGUCUGGGACUCAGAAAAUCCUCUGAUCCUGUUGCAAACUGUAGGUAUUUUGAUGACAGUACAGCUUGAUUUAAUAAAUGCAGGUCCUCAAUCUUCUCACCGUCAUCUCUUACUACUGAAGAUGUACUGCUGUGAACACGGGCAGGCACUGAAAAUAGUGUGCACCAUAUGGCUGGUUUUUCCCAUCCAUCUUUGUGUCGGCAUUUGUUUUAUUAGAGAUAAGAUGUUUUUCUAUUAACGUUUAAUGGUGUCGAUCAAAAUUAUGGGAAGAGCUUGAAACCAAUGGGCUUUUUAAUCAGGUCCCCGGUAUUUGUAAUGAUUAAGGCUGUUGGGAAGAGAGACAUAAUUGAGCAUAAUGGGUCCAAAGGGCCCACCGUGACACUUUGUCAUGUCAAGGCCUUGUUGGGUCUCCUCCACAAGGAUGCUCUUGGCACGGCGCCUGUAGCAAUGUGUCACAGAUGGGAAUGGUGGGUGGAGAGGGGCCUCCAGAGGCUUAGAGGGCUUGUUUUCCUGUUCUGAAUUCAUACCACUCUUUUUGGGUGCUUAUGUUGUGUAAAUAAUAAGCAUGCCAACUUAGGCAUUGGUUAGUGCAUUUAUAGGCCCAGGAGGGAAGCAUGAAAUAAACAGUAGAAGGAAGUAAGGUCAAAGGUUGUGUCAGAAGGAAAAAUGAUUCUUACCUUUCAAAAUUCUGCUUCUGUGGUAUAUUCUUAUCCUCUUUGGCUCAUCUGCUUUGUUGAGGAAAGACAAGAGCAAAGCUGUGUGAUCUUGGGACAAAUCACUUAACUUUUCCUUAUCUAUAAAAUGGCGGGGCAGACAAGUGCAGCGUCUUCUGAAGUUCCUUCCAGCUCUAAAGCUAUGAUCCUAGGAUUCGGCUUAGGAUCCAGUUAGCUGCUGAUGCAGCUGUGAAACUUGAACCUUGGGAAGAGAAGAGGCGUCUCCCAGAUAAAGUUUAUUCCCUCUAGGAAGCCCCUGGGUGAAAAGAGAUAGCAUCUGCUUAUGCUGUAGUGUAUGGGAAGCAGGCCACAUAUUUAAACAGUGGAAUUCCUCAUGUCCCGGGGUCAGUUCAUUCCCCCCAGGAAGCUGAAAGCUCAUCUGAAAGCCAGAGUCAGUCCCCUGAGAAACCUCUUCAGAGGCUUGGAUGAACAAAAGGGCUCCCUAAGUGCUUUUUUUUUUAAAUCUUCCUCCUAACCAUCCUAAAAAGAGAAUGUGCAGAUUAAGUUUAUGAUGUCAGCAGUGAAAUCCAUGGAUAUGUGGAUGUGGUGUUCAGCUUGUCUUCCUGUCUCUGCCUCUGCAGAGCGAUAAAGAGGAUUGACUUCAGGUCCCAGGUCCACUUCCUUAGAUAUGUGACAUGCGCAAGUCAUGGUAAUGCUUAUGCAGCCUAAUUCACAGAAUUAUUGGGAUAAGAUAUGUGCCAUACCAAUCUUAAAGCACUACAGAGAUGGUCUUUUAUUAUUUAUUCUUCCCCUCCCUACAUUUAUGGCCAGUGACACUAGAGAUAGGGUUAAGCCCCAGGCAUUUUUCUCUACCCCGUGAGAGAUUAGGUUGGUUGGGGUUUUUUGGGAGAAAUACUAAUUGGUCACUAAGAAGACACUAGCCCAGUGAGGGUGUUAGAGUGGAAAGAGAUGCAACAAGAGUGUGCUCAGUGACUCCCAGACUUCGUUCCUGCCAGCCCCUGUAGAGCCAGCGAUCAGGUAAUGCUGGAGAGGAGAGCUACCCCGUACACACACACACACACACACACACACACGCACGCACAUACGCACACACACACGCACACACGCACCCCCUCUGCCUCCCCCACUGGGCCCCCAUCCACACAACUUCCUGGGGAGGGAAUUUGCCUCUGCAGCUGCAAAGCCUGCAUGGGCCAACAGCCACAGAGGUAAUUUUCCUGCUGGACCCGGCCUUAACUGCCUGCAAAUGUUUAGCUCUCCCAAGUAGCACUUUAAAGGCACUGAAGGAAAGCAGGGCCAAAUUUAAUAAAAUAAUAAUAAAAAGAAAAAUCUCUCUUAGCCCAAGCACCAGUUUUGACACACAAUCUGCCAGGUGCACAUCUUUACAAUCCAUUUAUAAACUCCUGGAAAGCAGAGUUUAUAAUCUACUACAGCACACUGCGCCACGGUCAGGGAAGCCGAGAGGAAUCCCAAGUCUGAGAAGCCCCCCAUGGUGAACAAGCUAAAGAAGGAUGCUGUGUGUUACACUGGGGCCAUGCUGCCGUUGGGUGCAUCGACGUGGCAAUAUUAUGUAUCCAUCUCCCUUACCUAUCCCCAACUUGGUUUUCUUGUUCCUAGACAGUAAAGAGAAAGGUUCAAACUUGCCAACACUUGGGCUUUUUUUUUUCUCUUUUAACCCUUGUCCCAAAACCAUGCCACACUGUUUUGUUGGAUCAGCCCUAUGUGUUACUUUUGACUGAAAAGUCAAAUUAUAGCAAGUUUCCUGGCUACUGAUUGAUUUUUUUUUAAGAAAAAUGUCACUGUGUUGGUCUUACCAUGCAGCUGCAUUCUGACAUGCCUCUUCUGUCAGAGUGCCCCAGCCAUGUGUGGAUUUCUUCCUGUCUUGCCAGUACUGUCCAGGAAGACUGCAGAACAGGGCAUGCAUGGAGAGAUGCAACUGAAACCGAUGUUUCUCAAAAUAAAAACUGCUCCUUUGCUGCACCGGCCCAGCAUCUGGCAGCCUUUAGGCACUGAUUUCUACAUGCAAGUAUAUAUGAGAGUUUGUGGUUCUUUAAUUAAGGCCUGAGAAAAUAGAUCCUUUCCUUUAAAAGGUGUGUGUGGGGGGGUGCUUUUCUCACCCCCUGAGACCCAUUCUCAUGCCAUCCUUCCUUCCCCACCAAAUUCUUUCCUGCCUCUAGCAAGUAUUCCCUGAGGCUUUCUCUAGCCAGGAGGCACCCAGUGGCAUUCAGCUCAGUCCCAGGCAAGUAGUAUUAGGUGCCUUUUCCCAGAGCUAGCCUUAGGCAAGAUUGUGAAGGAGUGACGUUUAUUUUUCCAUUCUCUCCUGCUCUUCAGGUGUCCAAUGAACACCCCACUUUCCAAAGUCCUGGAGGAGGGGGAAUCGGAUAGCAAUCAUUUACACUUUAGUAUGAAUAUAAUGCACAAUGUUCCCUAAAAGUGGAGGGGAAAACUUUUGUCCUUUAUUGAAAGAAUUUCAACUAUCAUUAAGGAAGUAGAGAUGAUGGCUGUGUAUGUGCAUUUUGGGGAGAUAGUCAUUUUCUUUCCCAUACCAAUCGAAAGCCAGCUAGUUAGCUCUCAUAAGUGAAUGGUCUCUCCAGCAAGUGUUAUUCUUUUCCUUGCUGCGAUUUUAACGAUGUCUCUUUCUCUGAUAUCUCUUAUGAUAUUUUGUGAACCUUAAAGUGUUCUAUGAAUGCUAGCCAUCAUCACCAUCAUCAUCAUCAUCGCUGUCACCUCUGGGACUAAAAAUCUUGAAGACAUAAUGCUGAAUUGAUAAGUCAGGAAAAGGGAAGGAAUGACUGGCUACAUUUGGCAUUUUAUUGCUAAACUUUGUAUUACAGUUGUGAGGAUGGGGACCAGACCUCCCCUCCAGAGAAAGAGCUGUUUGAGCAAGAUGUAUUUCUGCUUUGCGUCUGAGCCCUGCCUAGUCAGCUUUUCCUACCCUCUUUUCCAUCCUUGAACAUGAGACAGUUCCAUUUAAAAAGCUCAACAUCCACCCGAAAGGCAGAGGCAACAUCUUGAGAAUCCUCAAACUUACAACACUUUUAGGUACAUGCAGAUUUCCAGGUGCUUUUCAUUCCUGUUACCAAGUUAUAAAGCAAAGAAUUGCUGGACAAAGACAGUUCCAAAGAUCAGAGAGAGAGGUUUGGGAGUCCAGUGGUAAAUCUAAUUAGAAAUGAGAGAGAAGGAAAAAAAUGAGGUCUCCUCUCGGAAUGUUACAGCUGAUCCAAAAAAAAAAUAGAAAAAAGAAAAAAAUCUUAGUACAGCAUGAAAGCAAUUUAAAAUGAUAGAUUUAGAUGUGCUGCCUUAUUUUUCUUAUCACUUCUUUCCUAAAUGAGGGUUUUUUGAUGCACAGGGCAGUUUGCAGAAUACUGAAAAGUUCGACUUUCCCUAGUCUGUAUGAAUGCAAGGAUAUAUUUUGGGAUCUUAGCAGAGACCAAUGAUAACCUAUUAAAUUUAAAACAAUUGGCUUUUUUUUAUCGGCUGCUGUUUUGUUUUAUUUAAAGAAAAGAAGUUCUAUUUAUUUGCAGACUUUGCUUUAUUGGAUUCUCUAAUCACCAUGCAUCAUAACUAUAUUUUUUGUUACCUGGAAUAAAAAUGGGGUAAUUUUCCUGGUA